UGUUGUAGCGCGUUAGGAGUUUUCCCGAAAGAAAAGUUUCCUCCACGGAACACGAAAACCUUGACCAAUUCGCUUUGUGCCUGGGAUGUUUAAGCGUGAAGUGAAAUAAAACGAGUCGCGUGAAGUGAGUUACAGAGAUUUGGGCUCGCGCGAGUAGCACAACGCGAGCUGAAGAUCGCGACAACAACACAAGUAAGAGUAAAAGCAAGUGCAUUUGACAAAAAGAAAGUGAGAAGUCCGUGUUUGCGUCGUCGCUUGGUGAUGGAAGGACGGGCUGGUGGUGCUAGUUUGUGUGCCGUUCUCAAGGCAACAGUCUGAAGUUCAUGCGUUCAUAUGAAGGGCUGCCCUGGAAGACGGUUUGAUAAUGUCCAAGGUCAUGACCCUUGAGUGGACAUUACGCAGGCUGUUCGUAAAACAUUCGUAAAUGGUCAGCUACUAGAGAUGACUUUAAUAUCAACGUGGAGCUGCGGGUGGUAUAGGAGAUCAAGGUGGAAUAAAAGAGAGCGAUAAAGAUCAAGGUAAUGGAGCGUAGCAGAGGUGGUACCACCGCAGGGGUUCUUGUGUGGACACCAGCCCCAGCGUAUUCCUCUCCCUCAAGCCCAGACGGGUCGGACUUCAGCUGGGAUGAAGAACCAGAUGAGGACUUUCAAAGCCAGAUGGAUGAGAAUGGCAUCAUUGGCCUGGCAGAGAGUCAAGGGCAGCAGGAGGAGGGAGAGGAGGAGAUUGCAGAAGACCUGUUGUGGGAUGUAAAGACCCCUGAGCCUGAGCAUGGGCCUCCACCUGCACUAGAGGAGAUAAGCUGUCACCUGAGUGAGCUGCUGGACUCUGAGCCGCUCUCUCAGGCUACCGGAGACUGCCACUCUCCAUCUCUGCAGGAAGAACGCAAAACAGAUGAUGACCAAAGUGUUUUGUUGGAAGAUUGGACUGACGAUGAGGACAGUACUCGGAGCCCAACAAUCCACAGUCACAAAUUAAACUCUUUUCCGCAGAGAGACACAGUGCUAGACAUGACUGAUGAGGAAACAGAAGAGAAAGAAGUGCGUGAAGAUGCUCAGGGAUUCAUGGAUCGAGCAUUUCCUGUCACAAAAGAGAUGGCAUAUAUGUUUGAAAGGGUGAAGAGCUGCGAUUACAGUAAUAUCUCUCAAAAUAUUUCAGUUUCAGGAAUCCCAGAGCGUUCUGGGCAAAGUGAUUCUGAGGAACUUGAGAAAACCGAUGGGAAAUUUCUGCCAGUCUCACACUGCAUCUCUAGGAACGCUUUUAAUCCCAUCAGUUCUCCCCAUUUGUCAUCAGGGGAGCUGAUGAAUAACUGCGGAAUUGAUGCUGAGACUUUUCCAGAGGCAGACAUCGGGGCAGAGUCAUCUCUUAGCACCCCUAAAACAUACCACACGGUUAGAUCAAAAGGAGAGGAGAUUAAACACAAGGUCACACCUCAAAUUUCAUCUAGAAGCCCUGUAAUAAAAAUCAGACUUGCAAAAACGCACCAAAACGGUAAGAGUGGAGAAAAAGUAGAGUCACACAGUCGUAACCACAAUCUGCAGCCUCCAACGCCCUCUCCCAGGAAAACAAAUCCAGCUUCCUGCAACGAUCGGGUUUCCAUUCCAGCGCAGUGCAUUUCUAAAGCAAACAUCUCCCCCUCAGAGCGUUCCCCACCUCCUACACCUCAACGGUCUUCUGCAAUAAAGAGCCACAGAACCUUCAAAACCUCUCACACCGAUCCAGAUGACGUCAGGAAAGGACAGCUGAGUCACGCUUUACCUGAUUUCUCUAAAGUGGAGCCAAGGGUUCGUUUCCCAAAAAGCAGUGGAUACAAACCUCCUAAAAGCCGCCAACUUCCUCAUGAUAGAACUGCACACCCCGAAAUUCCCGUAGUGUUCAAGUCCCCUGCAGAGAUUGUGAGAGAGGUCCUUUUGAGCAGCUCUGAUGGGUCUCCAGGAAGCCUCUCCACCAGUGAGGCCCACAAGAGUCUACGCAGCACAGUACCAGAGGAGUUCCGCUGCCCCCAGCAGGCCAGCACACUGAUGCAGCAGCUGCAGGAGGACUAUAACAGGCUACUUACCAAGUAUGCAGAAGCUGAAAAUACUAUCGAUCGACUUCGCCUUGAAGCAAAGGUUGGUCUUUGUUCUGAACCCCCAAAACCCAGUACAGCUAUCCAGUCAGGCGUUAUUCAAGAAGCAUCAAAGGUCAUAACGCUCAGUUUUCCUCAAGCACAGAGGGCAGAGUUCGGUGCAGGCUCUGCUCACAUGAUCCAACAAAGACAUCCCUCAGAAAACUGCAGAAAAACACCAACUCGUCCUUCCUCUGUGAACUCUGUCAGCUCUAGGAGGUCUGGAUGUCUCACCGCAGACCAUCUUACAGAGACUUUGACCAAGCAAACUCACAGAUUUCAGCUACAGGUUGAUGCUUUUGAGGCACUUCUAAGGAAUGGGAAACUCAAGCCCUGUGAACAGAUAAAGGGUCUCUCCACACUGGCACAGGGGCAGGAGUCUCUUGAACGAGCUUACCUAGAUGCACGAGCCCAGUAUCAGAUGCAGCAGCAGCAGAAAGACGGGCUUGUCACUUUUGACCCAGACAGGGACCUAGAAGGUCAGAUCUUCAGGUCAGGGAUGCGAUUGGAGGAGCUGAAGGAGCGGCUGGAGCAAGCAGAACAGAACAAACCCGUUUCUGAACCUAUUUUAAAUCCUCCUUCAGAUGUACUCUCUGUGUCCAUGCUGGAGACCGAACCUCUACCUGAGAGCCCACUGUCUGCUGUCCAUCCUGAGGCUUGUGUUGGUGUGGAGGUUAGUUCAGUUAGCGGAGACAGUGAUGCAGACGGAGAAGAAGACGAGAUCAUCCCGUUUCUUCUUUAUCCCCUCAAUGACAAACACCAGCGUGUGGAGAAAGACUUCAGUAAGCUCAUGGACUGCUAUCAGAGUUUUAAAAAGCUCCCUGGGAUGCUGGACUCAACUUUGACUUUAAAGAGCCGUGACUCGUUGGAUUUUGGAGACUCUGCUUCUUUUGAGAAUACAAGCAUGACGGACAGACAACAACACAGGACUGUUAAUGAGAAAGAGAUGACACAAUCUGCUCAGCAGCAGGCAGCAGCAGAUUGUGUCCUUCCCUCCGGCCCAUCUGUCAGGUCACAGGUGUGUGACUCUAUGGAAACUCACCCAGAGGCUUUUUGCCACGCCUCUGUGUUGCCAGGGCAACUGGGCAGGGAAAGGAAAGUGGCAGGAAACAGGAAAAAACAAAGCAGUAGCCUGACCAGCCUGGCAGAGAGCACAGAACCCAGAACUAUGGCUUUAAAAGCAAAGGCUAAGACUGUCAAAGCAUCCCCUCUGGAUGGGGUUAAGUCUCCAGAGACAGACAGUGGCUUUAUGGGCUCUGAGAGCAGUCAGCUCACUCCUGCAGUUCACAGUCCUCUCCAGCAGAGGGCAGUGGCUAGUUCCAUCAGGCCAUCAAACACAGAAAGACCGGAGGCUUCUCCUCCCGCUAGACGGCCUUUUGUCGCCUCCACAUCUCAGUCACAACCCUCUCCGAAUACCCCAGGAGAACACCUCAACAGGUCUGAAGGAUGCAUGGAUCCUGUUAGAAGCAGAAGAAGGGAGGAAAUGUGUUCUUCUUCCAGCCUUUCUCCCUCAGUAUCCCCCAUUCAUUGGCCCGAUAGCACCCUUCUGCCAUGGCCGAGCAGCUUGACCAGCGAAUCAGAACAUGGGAGUGAUCAUGUCCAUUUCUUGUCAGGGGAUAAGAAAGCACAGGAUGGCCUGUACCCAGCCAAUCAGCAGCUCCGUUCUCACAGAAGCCCCUCCCUCCGUGUGCCUUAUCACCAUGGUGACCACCUCAAAGCCCAAAGUUCCUUUCAGCUAACAAAUCAGCAAGAGGCUCUUAGAUCUCUACAGCAAGAAGUGAACCGACUGAAGGAGAGACUAGAGGGAAAUCUGACACUCUCCAAACCUCUGAGUCCUGUUAAAGUGCCCACUUCUGCCACAGAAUAUACCAGAGAUGAUACCAGGGCUUUCCCACAGACCACAAGGUUUUCAGACAGGAGAAGGCAGCAGAAAGAGAGAGGGAGGAAUGGAGAAAAAGAGAGAGGAAACUCGCCAAGACCCACACUGAAGAAAAGAUCCUCAUCUUUACCUCGACAUCAGUCUCAAACUGAUCUGACGACUGAUUCUGAGCUUGUCCACUCUGAGCCACGACCAUCAACUUUAAAACAUGUCCUGAUGUCCCCUACGACAUCACGAAGAAGACGACAAAGCAGAGGAUUUGGACGUCACAAAGAGGAUAGAACAUCAUCAGCAGGCAGAUCCGACAACAGUGAUGAAUCUGAAUCAAGCCGAGGACCAGAACAUGGCUGCCCAUAUUGCAUUUCAGACCGUGUUGGUUCCUUGACAUGUCCAGUGAGGAGUAGAAGCUGUUUGCAUCUCUUACAGCAUUCCUGCAGCCAUUGCCUGCUGUGUGGUGCAUUAAAAGUCAAUCAAAGGACAUCUCAACCAGCCAAUCAGGAGCCAGUCUCCUCCCCCAGAGGGAGUCAGCCAAUGAGAUCCUCCUCACAGAGGGACAGAGGAGGUGUGAAUGUGGCUCCUCCGCCCACAGUUUUGGGAGGUGUUCCGGUUGUCCCAUAUGUGCCUGUCUAUCCUUCAUCUCUUUAUUUCUCUGGUCCUGUGAUGACACAGGCCUGCUCACAACCCUUUAACAUCUCAGUCAGUCCCAUCAGAGAUGAGCGGCUAGGAGUCAGAGGUCACCGCAGACGCUCUCUCUCAUUGGACCAUCAGAAGCACACUCUGAACAGCUCACUAACCCGCGCCAUCGCGGCAGCUAAAAACAUGAGAGAGGUCUCACAUCGCAUGGCUCACUCUCUGACCUCAUCCUGCACCUACUGACAUCAGCGUUUACAUCUGUUCAUUUAGCAGACGCUUUUAUCCAAAGUGGCGUGUAUUCAUUUUUAUUAGUAUACAGAAACAACUGUUUUUUUUUUUUAUAGCGAUGCAAAUAAUUAUGGAUAAUGUGAAAUGUCUCAGGUGUACAGCUACUUUUAGAGACUGAUAGCUGCUUUAAGGGAGCUUAAACAUUCCAAGUUUGUACAUACAGGGACCCCCAAAAAUAUUAGGCCACACUUAAAUAUGUAUAUAUGGAAUUGCAUUAUAAAGCAAUAUGAAAAAUAAUUUUUUUUUAAUUUGUACAUAAAAAUAAUUUUUUAGGCUUUAAAAAAAAACAAUAAAUAUAACUGUGAUUUCCAAAAUGUUUAUAGCUGUGGUGAAAUACACUGUGCUAGGCCAUGUUUUGGCUUUUUGAUAUGCAUUAAUGUCUUGACGUUUUAUGUUUAAGUGUGGUUUAAAUGUUCAAAAACAUUUGGAUCGCCCGUAUCACACGUUUGUCUGGAAAGUCCAAAAAUUUAACAGAUUUAUAUGUACUUUCACAGUGUGAAGGUGAACUUGUUUUACGUUUAAAACUGUCAGUGACAGAUUUUAAAAACUUAGUUGUUUUUUUUUUUACAUGGAUAAACUAAGUAUAGUGCUGCUCUAGCGUUUUUAUUUAUAUUACCAUACUUUUGUGCUCUAUUUGUUUACCUAGAAUUUCCAAAUCACAUAACCUUUUUUAAAGUAGCCUUAAUGCCCGUGUGACAUGGUUUUCUACCCCCCAGUUUGAUUGAGUGGAGUAUUUGGAGUCUUAAUCUUACAAGAGUUUGUAGCAGCAUUAAGGUUAGUGUAAAAAGACCAGCGUGCAUUUACUUUGUGAAAAGUCAUUAGGAAUUUGGAACCCCCUAGAAAAGUGGGGUUUUGCAUAAUAUUGGCACAAAUCAUCUUUAGUCUGAUCAUUUUGCACUGAUAAGGAACAACACAAACUACAAAAACAUAUUUUAUUACAUAAACGAUUUAUACAUAGAAAAUGCUUAUAUGUCCGAUUCAACAAAAUAUCCACCAUUAGCAUCUAUCUCUGCAUAAUCUGGGCAUCCGAGCUGUUUAUUCAAACGUUGACUUGAUAUUAUUGAUAUUACUCCAAACCUCCUGAAGGAUUGCCCAAAGAUGAUUCACACUGGUUGAUUCAUCACGGUCCAGUUCCUCCCAUACUAGCUCAACUUUGACGUGUAUAUUGCCGUUAUUAUGUAAUAAAAUGAAAGUUAUCAUUGCUGGUCUUCAAUGAUAAUGUCGGGUUACUUUAAUGUACUGUAUUUGCACCAAAAAUGCUAAGGAUUUAUGCUUAUAUCAUCCAAAACCGCACUUUGCCAGGGGUGUUUCCAAACUUUUGGAGGGCAGUGCAAGUCUUUAUAGGUUAUGUAAUAUUAUUACUAAAUAUAUCAAUGUGUAGCUUUCUAAAGUAAAUUUCUUUUUAGUGCUGCUUUGUUCAUUUAAGUGAACAAAUGAACUAUUUUGGGCACCACCUAGUUAGACUAAUUUAAUGAAUAAUAAUGUUUCGGUCAUGUGUUUUGUAUUUAUAGAACUGUACUUUUAUACUAUAUUUACUACUAUAAAUGUUUCUAUAAUAUUUGACACGUGUUUCUUACAGUUACUUCACCAAGAUUUAUUUUUCUCAAGACUGGAUCUACUCUUGACCGUUCCUGUAGCUGCAAAUCUGUUAAGAGCCAGCUAGUGUAGCACAUAUUCAGGUUAGUGGCUAAUCAAACACUUCACAACAAUAUUAAUUUGAUGCAACACGAUCAUGGAAAAGCUUCGAAUAACUGGAAUGAUUUAAUAUGUGUUUAAACAUCUGUAUAAUAAUGGAAAACCGAUCAUCCCAUAAAUCUAUGUAAUUUUGAUAAUAUAAGAAACAAGGAGAAUCUCACAGUCCAGACAAGAGCACGUCACAAAAAUGUACUGAUUGCAUAUUUGUAAUGGAAGCCAAUUUAUUAGACAGCCUUAGUACAUCGGUACACAUGAAGUAUACUUUAGUUUGUGCUUCAACACUCGCAAACAUAGAAUCCCAGUAAGAUCAACAGGUUUAAGACAGACUACGUUCUUAUUUAUUGAUAUUCUCUGAAAAAUAAAUAGAAUAGAAAUCAAUCCAGUCGACACAGCUAUACAACAGCAAACCCAAAUGAAGGUAAUCGUUUAAAAGAAGAGAGAGAACCAUAGAAGCGUUUGCAUCACAGAAAACGCGUAGUGCAAUAUACAACCUUUCUGCCAGAACAGAGUAAAGAGGAAACUGAAACCCAAACAUUAAAAAGGGGGGUUGCGUUUCGUUGCAAAGCCAUUCACCAGUGGAAGAUAUAACAUUGCACCAGAAAGAAACUAUCGGACGGACAAACGAAAGAUAGAUUUUACCUAUUAUUUUUUUUUUCCCCAGUUUAUCACUACAGCUACAGCUAAUACGUCACAAACACAGUGGCUUCACAUUGGCAAAGGAAAGUUUUACUACUUCACAGUCAGAAAUUUUCACCAGUCAACAGUGAGACGAAAAAACAGUAACAUAUGGCAUACAACAACACGCUACUCAGUGCAUGUCCCGGUUAAACAUUGUUUACUAACCAAUGAUAAGACGAGAUACAAUACUGAAAUACAACUGGCCCUUUUUUUUGAAUUCCUUAAACAUCUGCAAGCAACGGCCUUCUUCACACUAAAUCAUGAGGUCUCUGUAGAAGGAGACGUGAAAAGAAAAGGAGAUGGAGAGUAAACGCUCCCGGGAAUCGCGAUUGAAGGAGGGGUGACGUCCGCUAUCUAUGUACAGUGUCUCUUUCACGUUUACGGCUUGAGGCUUUGAUCUGUUACUCCUUUGGCCUCCUUCCUCUUCAUCACUGGAGUCCCAGAAGAUGCUCAUUGUUUCGUUCUUAACAUGUUUUUUGUAUUUAUUUUUUACUUGCGUUUGAAAACAUGUCAAAAUGGCCACAUAGUAGCGUCCAUGGCAUGCACAUCUAAAAUGAGACAACAAUUAAACCCAAGCAUCUCGACUGGGCGGCAGCUUAGCCUUCAGCGUAGGAAGUGAUAUGCAUCGUUUUGCCUCACUGGUCUAUUUGCAUACAAACCAGUCCCUCCCCCAACCACUUUUAAACCAUUCAAAUAACAGAAAGAAAAGAAAAAACACACACCAAGUUAAAUAAGGAACAAACGCAAAGAGUGAUCUACCAUUUACGCAUUCUAGCAGGUUCCAUAACAUACAAUAUUACAUUUGGUACUUUCAGGUUUUUAAAUGGCAAAAUGAAAACUCAGUUUGACAGUCUAAUCAUUUGCAUCCAUUGUAAAACAGAAGAAUACUUGCAAUGAUUCUUUUAUUUCAACAUUAUAUAUAUAUUUAAAUAUAUAUAAAUUUAUAGAAUAUUCUUUUUAACUUGUCACCAAUCACCUUUUUUUUUUUUUCUUUUUCUCUCAAGCAAGAUGCAUA
Molecule: messenger RNA, 8292 nt
Organism: Puntigrus tetrazona (Sumatra barb)
Lineage: Eukaryota; Metazoa; Chordata; Actinopteri; Cypriniformes; Cyprinidae
Gene: akna
Product: AT-hook transcription factor
Exons: 24
Coding region: 522-4859 (1445 amino acids)
Biological process (GO): neuroblast delamination; neuroblast division in subventricular zone; epithelial to mesenchymal transition
Cellular component (GO): centrosome
Source: RefSeq, a predicted model, not a curated record